Messenger RNA from Symbiodinium natans, 1602 nucleotides. NCBI's taxonomy places the organism in Eukaryota, Dinophyceae, Suessiales, Symbiodiniaceae. The record is from the annotation of a GenBank genome assembly.
AUGGACAUGACUCUCCGUGGAAAGGCCCCCAAUGCCCUUGUUCCUCCUCCGCACGUGCCGCGCUUCGGGAAAAGCCACAUAGAGAUCUCCAUCCCACAAGAUCCUGCCGAUGCACAUGCCUACCCACCAGAGGCUGUUCAGGUCCGCAAUACCUUCAUCCAUGUCGCGAGUCCCGGACAGGGAGCCGAAGAGGAGAUUGUCAAGAAUGCCGUCUCCUGCCCGGCAAGCCACGUGGGAUGGAUCCAGAAGCUCUUUACCGAGGAGGAGGUCGAGGCAUGUCAGGCCCCCAAGGAGAAGCCCGUGAUCAGCUUGGAGGAGACGCUCAUCUUCGACGUGCCAAACACUCCGCAAGAGGAGCCGACACGAGCAACCGCGUAUGCAGCCCGUGAGAGCGGCAAGCAGUGGCUGGCGACGCAGCCUCCCCAACAGCCCGUGCCACCCGUGCACGACGCCGGGCUGUGCCCUCCGCGGGCACCCGCUCCUUGCGAGCCCUCGCCGUGCUACGGAGGUGAGGAGUCAUAUAUGCCCUACAGGAUGUAUGAGGAGCCAUGGAUUCCAGCACCGAACCCUAUGGCACCCAUGCAUGAUCCACAGAUGUGCCCCCCUCCUCACCCUGUUCCAUGCGAGCCGACACCCGGGUUCUACCACCACGCGCCACCAGAACAGCACCAGGUACCCCCCAUGCCAAUCCCAUGCGAGCACCCCCACGGGUUCUACCACGCGCCGCCAGAACAACACCAGGCACCCCCCAUGCCAAUCCCGUGCGAGCCUCCCCACGGGUUCUACCCGCCCCCAAUGCACGAUCCACACAUGUGCCCUCACCCUCAUCCAGUUCCGUGUGACCCGCCAACGGCAUUCUAUCAUCCGGUCCCAGAGCACGCCCCGCCUAUGCCAAUGCCUUGCGAGCCCAGGCCAGGAUUUUACCAUCCUCCCCCGGAGGAGCCUCGGCCCAUGAUGCCAGUUCCAUGCGAGCCCAGGCCUGGAUUCUACCAUCCUCCGCCAGGGCCCAUGAUGCCAGUCCCAUGCGAGCCCACGCCUGGCUUCUACCAUCCUCCUCCCCUCCCAGCCCCAUGCGAGCCCACGCCUGGGUUCUACCAUCCCCACCCAGAGGAGCCCCAUAGGCCGAUGAUGCAAGUCCCCUGCGAGACUACCCCUGGGUUUUACCAUCCUCAUCCAGAGGAGCCCCGAAAUCUCACGAUGCCAGCUCCACGCGAUCCCGGCUUCUACCCUCCCCGCCCAGAUGAGCCGCGGGGGCCGCUGGCCACCUAUCCGCAAGAGGACCCGUGCCGGCGCGAUUGGCGUAUGCCCGAGGCCCAGCCGGUCCGACAGGAGGAGCCGCCAGCAAACGCGAAGAUCGGUGUGGAGGAUCUUCCGCCGUGUCCCCCUUCCAUCCAAGUGCCCUCGGCUCCAGCCCCGGGUUCGGCAGAGCUCCCUUCGAUCGGCUCUGAUGGCCACAAGACGGGGGAGUGCCGCCCUUGCGCCUUUUUGUAUGCCAAGGGUUGCCAGAAUGGUGCCAUGUGCCUCUUCUGCCACUUGUGCGAUAAAGGCGAGAAGAAGAGGCGGCAGAAGGCGAAGAAGGCCUCCUUCCAAGGAGGAGCGUGA